AGCUUUGCACCUGGAGGCGGGACUGGAGGACCACCCGUCAUAUACCUGGAGGCGGGACUGGAGGACCACCUAUUAUUCACCACGGGGGCGGAGGGAGGCUGGAGGGGACGUCCGUCACACACGGAGAUAAAAUGGCGGAGCUGGACUUGGGCACGCAGUGUGAUGAACAACAUUGCCGGCAGCUAGAUUUUCUACCAUUUGUUUGUGAUGCCUGUUCAGGAACCUAUUGCCUUGAACAUAGAAAUAAAGAUGCUCAUGGUUGCUCUGGGGUACUUUUAAGAAAAGAACCAGUUCAGUCAGAAGGGACCUCAUCCUACAGUUGCAGUUACCAAAGCUGUAAGGCAAUUGAGCUUGUGCCAAUAAUUUGCUCGGAUUGUAAUAAGCAUUUUUGUCUGAGGCAUCGGCACCAAUCAGACCAUGACUGUGAAAAGCGGGAGGUGUCUAAAUCGCGUUCGGUUGUCAUUCAGCAAUCAAUAAAAGAGGGUGCUGCCAAGAAAACAGUCCCGGUGAAGAAAGGAAGAAGCGGAGCAAGGAAUGAUGCGACAGCUGCAAAAGUGGCCCUAAUGAAGCUGAAGCUACAUGCUGUUGGUGACAAGUCUAUUCCACAGAAUGAGCGUGUCUAUUUUCAAGUUUUUUUGCCGCAAGGAAAUCAAGAGAAAAGCAGACCAAUGUUCUUCUGUUCCAAAUGGAGUAUUGGGAAAAUGGUGGACAAAGCAGCCUCAAUGUUGAACCUGAGGAACAACAACAAUAUUUUGGCAUCCAAGAAACUGAGACUGUGUCAUAGUGAAUCUGGUGAUGUAUUACCCAUGGAGAAUACUUUGGAAUGGUGCAUUACAAGGACUGACUGCCUACUGAAAAACGGUACAACAGUUAUUCUGGAGUAUUUAGACAAUGAUUGUUUAACAUUGGGAACCACAAGCUCGUACAUGGAAUGACAAUCACGCCAAUGAACAAAACAUAUUGUAAUAGGGAAGUCCUCAAGAAAAUUUGUUUUUUCCGAUUUAUAUAUUUAAUGUAUUAUAACUGUCAAAAAUAAGGUGUAAAUAAUAUGUCAUUGUAUGACUAGGAUAAUGCAUUUUAAUUAAAAAAAGCUUUUAAUCCA
Molecule: messenger RNA, 1102 nt
Organism: Leucoraja erinaceus (little skate)
Lineage: Eukaryota; Metazoa; Chordata; Chondrichthyes; Rajiformes; Rajidae
Gene: zfand1
Product: zinc finger, AN1-type domain 1
Exons: 8
Coding region: 132-935 (267 amino acids)
Biological process (GO): cytoplasmic stress granule disassembly
Cellular component (GO): cytoplasm; cytoplasmic stress granule
Molecular function (GO): zinc ion binding
Source: RefSeq, a predicted model, not a curated record